GGGGGCGGUAAUGCUCCAGUUGUUGUUGGUCAAUAAAACUCCACUGUGGUUCAUGUUCAGCUCUGCGUCAGGGACAAACCUGUGAAUUGGAGCAUUUUUCGGAUUCCAAACUGUCUCUUCCUCAUCGAGCUACAAGAUCCACCAACAGAAUGGGGUUUACAUGUGACCAGUGUGGAAAGAUGUGGCCAAGUGCUUACAGACUGAAAGUCCACUACAGAACUCACACAGGAGAAAGACCGUACAGCUGUGACCAGUGUGGGAUGGAAUUUAAAAUGUCUUGUCAUCUCGAUCGACACAUGAGAGUCCACACAGGGGAAAAACCACACAGAUGUGAAGUUUGUGAAAAGGCAUUUUCCCAGUCAGGCACCCUACUAGCACAUAUGAGAAUCCACACAGGAGAGAAACCAUACAAGUGUGACCAGUGUGAGACGGUGUGGCCAAAUGCUUCCAGACUGAAAGUACACUACAGAACUCACACAGGGGAAAGACCAUACAGCUGUGACCAGUGUGGGAAGGGAUUUAAACACUCUAGUACUCUCAGUGAACAUAUAAGAAUCCACACAGGAGAAAAACCAUUUGAAUGUGACCAGUGUGGGAGGGAAUUUAGAAAGUCUGGUCAUCUCCAUCAACAUAGGAGAGUUCACACAGCAGAGAAAGCAUUUAAAUGUGACCAGUGUGGGCAGCAAUUUAAACACAUUGGUGCACUCAAUGAACAUAUUAGAGUCCACACAGGGGAAAGACGAUACAGCUGUGAGGUCUGUGAGAAGAAAUUUUCACAGUCAGGCCACUUAGAAGUACAUAUGAGAGUCCACACUGGAGAGAGGCCAUACGAGUGUGACCAGUGUGGGAAAACUUUCUCUGUAUCAUCCAAUCUAAAUAGACACAUGAGAACUCACUCCUGGUUGAUACUAUAUGAGUGUGACCAGUGUGAAGAGGCUUUUAGAACAUCCCAGGAGCUCUCCAGUCACUACAGAACACACACAGGAGAUGAACCAGAGGACUGUGGAGAAAGAGGGGAAGGAUUUCAGGUCUGUGAGGAACCAUCUGAAACAUGUCCAAAUGUUCCAGAGUGAAGAGAAAAGCGGCAGCUCUGACCAGUGUGGGACGACUUUGAGACAAGCUGGUCAUCUGAAGGUGCACCCUCUUGAACACACUAAAGGAGAAAGAGCUGCUGAGGCCGAAUCAAGUGAGACUAAAGUCAGACUCAAAAAGCUGGAGACCAGGCUUCAGAGACUCCAGACUGUGGAACUGAGCUCUGUGUAGUGUCAACAAUUAAAAGCUUUAAAUUAUAUGUAAAGAUUUUCUUUUCAUUAGAUUUUAGCUGAAGUUUGUCUAUGUUGUUUGUCAUUGUAUUGUUUUUCACUGCACUUCUCUAAUCAGAGACAGACCUGAAAUUGCACGUUGUCUUUUUAUUCUGUUUUGACUCUUGUUAAUAACCCACAACAUGUGUUUAUUCUUUUGAUGGCUGCUGUGAUGAAAAAUGUGAAGUAAAAUAUUAGAAUUAGAAUCUGUUUUAGUGUUUUGCAGAUGUAGAUAAUGUAAUAAUGUAGGAGACAAAACACAACUCCACAAAACACUGUUUUUGAGGAGGGAAAAGCAUUAGAACAUGACUUAAAGCUCAUAGGAGUCUAUUUUAUAUAAUAUAGGACCUUUUAAACAAGUUCAUCCAUUACAGUAUUAUAAUUAUUACAAGCCUGUUGAAUAAUUUGUGAAAAAGUGUUUAUUUGUUCAUGGUCCUGUUACAGAACAUAAGUUUGUAGUGUUCAGCCAUUACAGACGAGUGGGAAUGUUGUUGUAAAUGAAUGAAUGUGCAAUAAUCACCAGUU
Boleophthalmus pectinirostris (great blue-spotted mudskipper) is the source of this 1826-nucleotide messenger RNA. RefSeq names its product zinc finger protein 239-like. The transcript has 2 exons. The record is from RefSeq and is a predicted model, not a curated record. Bases 150 to 1073 code for a protein of 307 amino acids. Gene Ontology annotation, molecular function: RNA polymerase II cis-regulatory region sequence-specific DNA binding; DNA-binding transcription factor activity, RNA polymerase II-specific. Lineage: Eukaryota; Metazoa; Chordata; Actinopteri; Gobiiformes; Gobiidae. Gene Ontology annotation, biological process: regulation of transcription by RNA polymerase II; central nervous system development. Gene Ontology annotation, cellular component: nucleus.